Messenger RNA from Cynocephalus volans (Philippine flying lemur), 1575 nucleotides. Its product is annotated as L-amino-acid oxidase-like. Gene Ontology annotation, biological process: amino acid catabolic process. NCBI's taxonomy places the organism in Eukaryota, Metazoa, Chordata, Mammalia, Dermoptera, Cynocephalidae. The record is from RefSeq and is a predicted model, not a curated record. Gene Ontology annotation, molecular function: L-amino-acid oxidase activity.
AUGUGUAUGGGUUGGCUGGCCCUUGCUCUCCUGUCUGUGCUCAGCAUGGGUACCCAGGCCUUCAACAGCCAGCUUGUCCAGUGCUUGGAGGAUCCCCAACAUGAAGAAUUAGUUCAGCUAGCCCAGAAUGUGCUGGGGCAGACAGCAGAAAGGAAACAAAUAGUAGUGAUUGGGGCAGGGAUGGCUGGGCUCACUGCUGCCAAGACCCUGCAGGAUGCUGGCCGCCAGGUGACUGUCUUGGAGGCCUCAGGGCAUGUGGGUGGAAGAAUAGAGACCCACAGAGUGCCUGGAGCACAGUGGUACAUAGAGCUGGGUGCCAUGAGGAUCCCUAUCAACCACAGGCUCUCCCAUGAGUUCCUCAGGAAGUUUGGGCUGAACCUCAAGGAGUUCUGCCCUUUCAACAACCAGACCUGGAUGCUGAUCAAUGGGGUGCAGGAGCUCACGGGGGAUGUGCAGGCCAAUCCCAGCCUUGGGCUACCCAGUCAGGCAGAUGAGGUGGGGAAGACAGCAGAACAUCUCUUCAAUAAGUCACUGUGGAAGGUGGUGGAGGAGCUGGAGAGGAGUAGCUGCAGCCAGGUGCUGAAGAAGUAUGACUCCUACUCCACCAAGGAGUACCUGAUCAAGGUGGGGAACCUGAGCCUUGGGGCCGUGCAGAUGAUCGGGGACCUGUUGAAUACAGAUGCUGGCUACUAUGAAGCCUUUAUAGAAACUCUGCAUGACAGCAUCUCCUUCCAGGAGCCCUGGUUUGAUGAAAUCAUUGGGGGCUUUGACCAGCUCCCCCAGGCCCUGGACAAUGCCCUUUUGCUGGGGACAGUCCACCUCCAUUCACCAGCAGAGGAAUCGGAGACAUCUGGAGACCGCAUCCACAUCGUCCGCCAAACACCCGACCCUCUGCAGCCCCAGGCUCGUCUGACCGCCGAUUGUGCGGUGGUGGCCAGCACAGCCAAGGCUGCCUGGCUUCUCUGUUUUCGGCUGCCUCUCUCCCCAGACAAGGAGGAUGUAUUGCAUUCUGUUCACUACAGCAGCGCCACCAAAGUGAUCCUGGCCUGCACGCAGCGUUUCUGGGAAUGCAACAGCAUCUUCAGUGGCAAGUCCAGUACCUACUGGCCUUCCCGCUUCAUCUACUACCCCAAUCACAUCUUCCCCAAUGGCAUAGGGGUCAUCCUGGCCUCCUAUACUGUGGACGGUGACUCCAUGUUUUUUGCUGCCAUGGACCAUGUCCAGGUGGUGGAUGUCAUCCUGGAUGACCUGGCCGCUGUCCAUGACCACCCCAAAGAGGAGCUCUGGGCCUUGUUCCCCUACUCCAAGAUCAAGCACUGGAGCCAGGACCCCUAUUUCAUGGGCGGCUUCACCUUCUUCAACCCCUGCCAAUAUAUAGACUAUGCCCAGGAGCUCUGCUGGCCAGAAGGGUGGGUCCACUUUGCUGGUAAGCACACAGCCCUGCCCCAUGGCUGGAUUGACACGGCCAUCAAAUCAGGGCUCAGAGCCACUAGGAGCAUCCAAGAGGCCAUGGGCUUGGCUUUGACAAAGGACCCCAGGGAUCCAAUAAAGCCUCACUCCAAAAGUGACCUAUAG